This is a messenger RNA of Stylophora pistillata, 2317 nucleotides long. RefSeq lists its product as uncharacterized. The record is from RefSeq and is a predicted model, not a curated record. Lineage: Eukaryota; Metazoa; Cnidaria; Anthozoa; Scleractinia; Pocilloporidae.
CUACUUCCAAAGAGAUUUCCUCGAGUGGAGAUGUUGUCCAGCACUUUUUUCCCGGUGAUAUUUAUAUUCGUGGGCUCUUUUUCGUAUUUUUCAGCUGCACGUAAUUGCGUCAUGCAAGACUGGCCUUUUAACAGUAAAGGGGAAAAGGAAUGUAGCGGAUUUAAAUACCUUGUAGGUUUUGAAAGGGACGGAACUGACAACUUGCUAGGACUAAAGAAAGCCAAGUGCUGCGAUAGGGAUCAAACGUUCUGGGGAGUACCGACCCAGUGCACGAUGCCUGACUGGAUCAAAUCAAUGGACAGGACUGGAAUAAGCAACUGUCCUUCUGGCUUCUACCUCCGGGGUUUGUACCGCGGAGACAACAAUGGCCAAAAUGUCGGUAGUAUUGAUUGGGGAAAAUGCUGCAAACCCUCUCAUCAUCCUUAUGAACAUCACGAGUGCUAUGUAGAGGACGUCAGCAAUACGUUUAACAAAGCCGGUCUCAGUGAGUGCAAAAGGGAUGGCUUUUUUAUCGCUGGAUUUGAAAAUCAAGAUUCUGGAGGAAAGCUAUCCAGCAUCAAAAAGUUCAAAUGCUGUCGCAUGGUUGAAAGUAUUCCACAGCUUAAGACCAUGGAUGGACUUAAACAACGUGUGAUGGAUGCCACCAUGUUUAACAUUGGACAGCUGGCCAACAUGAUGGGAUUUGCCUGGUCUGGAGGGUGUUGGUCAAAAUAUGCUGGAGAACACUUCCGGCGGAAUAAAGACACGUGGGAAUCAGUCUACAAAUCUCAUUGCCUGGGUGAAGGACCUAAGAAAGACGUUCGCUUGAAGAUAACUUAUGAAAAUUUCAAAUUUACCAUGAAAGAUGUAAAAUUUGGAAAGUCUAUAAAGCAAACAAUUCCACUGGACCAGGAAGAGCAAUUGAUGAAUUCUCCUGAUAGAAGCUACAGCAAGGUAUCCUCGAACAGAAAAUCAACACCAGGAUAUGACUCUGAGGUCCAAAUACAGAUUCGAGUUGCAACCACCUUAAAAAAUGUUAAAAAAACCAGUUGGGAUUCCAAAUUUGGACUUGAAGUGGGAAUGGAGUACGAGCCACCAAGCACAACCGGUGGAGUGGGAUUUUCUGCUAAAAGCAGUUUCAGCUAUGAAUGGGGUGGAGAUCAGGAUGAUACCACAGUCGACCAAAACUGGCACAUUCUUUCCAUCAAAGAAGCUAAAAAACUACCCCCAAAAACAUUUUCAGAAUGGCACGCUUUCAAAAAACCUCAAAAAGUUACCGUUCCGUAUACAGCUACAGUCGUCCCUACAUUCUCUGUUAAACUGGAAGGUUACAUGGUAUGGGGAGGUGGUUACCAUGGGAAGUAUCCAAAUUUCCACCAGGAGCACCGUGGAUCUGGAGAUAGAAAAACACUGUCUUGGACGUUUGGGAGUGCUGAUAAACCAUUUUAUGACGACCUUAAUGACCAGAUCGAGCAGAACAUGUACCCUUGGCAAUGGCUUGCUUUGAAACAGCAUUAUCCGUACGCUCAAUACUACAUCGACCAACUCACUAAUUCAGACCUGUACGCGUUCACCAUGGAAGGCCAGUUUGAAGAGACCACCGAGAACGAGAUUAAGUCCAAGUGGUAUCCAUCACGACCUAUCUCUGAGAUGGAUGAUGCACUUGCAAAUCUAACAGCAAUGCAAGACCAGGGGGAGAACUUCCCAGAAUUUCCUCGCCUAUACCCCGAAGGACCCGUAGUCAAGAUCAUCGACAACACCAAAGACAUAGAAGCUCCUUAUGCCAAGAUGUCUAAUGACAACGAUCGAGAGGAACCGGAGCCUACAGUGUUUCCUCGCAUAAAUCCGCCGGCACCCAAGGUGAAGCCCGUUGACAACCGUAAAGAAAUGAAGCCUCCGCCCGUUAGGCACGCGAGGCGAGGAAAAGUGAAGAAGUCUGGUGACAAGCCUACAAUGUUUCCACCUAUAAAUCCUCCGGCACCAAAAGUAAAACCCGUUGACAACAGUAAGGAAAUAAAAUCUCCGCCAGUUAGACACUAGAGGCGAGGGAAAGUGAAGCAGAGUUAAAAGGUCCCCAAUAGAUUUGUCUCCAAGACGUAGAAACUCCCUUCUGUAAUCAUUAAAAGCUGAAUAAAAGAGGGAUUACGCAUAAAAAUGUUCGUUUGGUUUGGGAUUUGAUAGUUUGAAGAUUGCAGAAGAUCGAGACGCCGAUAUUUAUAUGAGCAAGACCAAAGAUCGGUUAAGAAAAUCGAUAAGCAAAUCAGGCUACCAAAUCAAUGAGUGCGCCUCCCCCCCCCCUGCUCUUCCUCCUUGUGUCUAGCGCCAACUUAUUCCAAGA